AUGGCCAUUUCAAAGCUAAUUUCAAUAUGUUUCUUACUUCAAUUGUUCUUACUAGCUUUCUCUUUUGAUCUAGCAAAUGCACAGGGCUUGAAAGUCGGGUUUUACAAGAAAACAUGCCCUAAUGUUGAGGCCAUAGUUAAGAAGACCAUGGAUCAAGUCAUGUCAGUAGCGCCAAGUCUUUCUGGCCCGUUGUUAAGAAUGCAUUUCCAUGAUUGUUUCGUUAGGGGCUGUGAAGGCUCAGUGCUGUUGAAUUCCCCAACUAAACAAGCUGAAAAAGAUGCAAUUCCAAAUCUAAGCCUUAGAGGCUUUCAAAUUAUAGAUAAAGUGAAGUCUGCAUUAGAGAAAGCAUGUCCUGGAGUUGUUUCAUGUGCUGACAUACUAGCCCUAGUAGCUAGGGAUGUAACGGUCGCGAUGAAAGGGCUAUCCUGGGAGGUUGAAACUGGGCGAAGAGAUGGAAGAGUAUCAAAUAUGAUUGAGGCCUUGACAAAUUUAUUACCGCCUUUCGCAAACGUAAGCACAUUGAAAUCAGGAUUUCAACAAAGAGGUCUAAGUACAAAAGACCUAGUAGUGCUAUCAGGUGGACACACGAUUGGGAUUUCUCAUUGUUCUUCGUUCAAUGACCGCCUUUACAACUUCACUGGAAAGGGUGAUACUGAUCCGACUUUGGAUCCCAACUACAUAGCAAAGUUGAAAAUGAAAUGCAAGCCAGGAGAUCAGAUCUCAAUUGUAGAGAUGGAUCCAGGAAGCUUCAAGACAUUUGAUGAAAAAUACUUCACACUAGUGGCGAAAAGAAGGGGACUUUUUGGCUCAGAUGCAGCUCUACUUGACGACGAAGAGACGAAAGCUUAUGUCAAACUUCAAGCUACAACCCAUGGAUCUACUUUCUUCAAGGACUUUGGUGUAUCUAUGGUUAAAAUGGGUAGGGUUGGAGUUCUUACGGGCGAGGCCGGUGAAAUCAGGAAAGUUUGCACUAUGGUUAACUGAAAAUCAGCCGGUGCACCAAUGGGCACUAGUCUCUCCAAAUGGGGAGGUUGAGCGAGCUUGGGUAAAAUAUAGCAAGUGUGUGUGCGUUUGUUUGAACUUUUUAAAAGGUAAAAGAAUAAUUAGAAAAAUUUGUCAGUACAGUUUUCAUGAUUGGGUUUUUGCAAUGAUCCUCCAUAUAUUGAUUGAUAAUACCUUUUUUUGUGUUUUUUUUUUUUUUUUUUUUUUGUUUUGAAAGGUUCCAUUAAUAAUACUUCACAGUAAUGUACUUGAUUCAUUUGUUUUCUUAAUAAAAGAUGAGAAUACGUGGAUGCAUGCAUUUGUGUAGUUUACAUUGUCCAAGCUAUCAAAUUAUUCUCUAUGCAAUGUACAUAAAUUAAUGGAGGCUUAGUCACUGAAUGGA
Messenger RNA from Cornus florida, 1384 nucleotides. RefSeq names its product peroxidase 27-like. The coding region runs from base 1 to 984 and encodes 327 amino acids. Lineage: Eukaryota; Viridiplantae; Streptophyta; Magnoliopsida; Cornales; Cornaceae. Gene Ontology annotation, cellular component: plasmodesma; plant-type cell wall. Gene Ontology annotation, molecular function: heme binding; peroxidase activity. The record is from RefSeq and is a predicted model, not a curated record. The transcript has 4 exons. Gene Ontology annotation, biological process: response to oxidative stress; hydrogen peroxide catabolic process.